This is a messenger RNA of Solanum stenotomum, 1249 nucleotides long. RefSeq lists its product as uncharacterized. The transcript is spliced from 3 exons. The record is from RefSeq and is a predicted model, not a curated record. NCBI's taxonomy places the organism in Eukaryota, Viridiplantae, Streptophyta, Magnoliopsida, Solanales, Solanaceae. The coding region runs from base 146 to 652 and encodes 168 amino acids.
UAAAAGAAUAAACAUCUCGUCCCUAAUGAUAUAUUUUUAAAGGAAAUAAGUGACAAUGUAAAAAGAAACAAAAAAUGUAUUUAUUAACACCUCCUCGUUCACAUAAUAAAACCCUAUCAUUUCUAUUUUAAAGCUUAGAAAGGGCAUGGGCUCUCUAAAUUCCUCUCUCAAAGUCGGCAGUCUCAUUUGGUUCUGUCUAAAGUUGCUGAAAAUUCGCAAAUCGGAUGACAAGAUAUGUCUAUUUGAAAAGGUAGGUAUUGGUGCUCGAUUAGAAAAUAUUCAUACAUACAAGACAAUAGGGUCACUGGUCAUCGGCUUAUGUCGUUUCUUGAGGGUGACAUCCAGACGACUGUUAAGGUAUAUAUUACUUUUGCAAUGUACUAUUUGCAACCUCUUGAAGAAGGGAAUGGUAGGAAUUAAUCAUAUUAAGACUGGCAUGCUAAUUUUGUCUUGGAGCAGUCUUGUUGUACUUUGGAGAAACAAGAGUUACUGCAUUAACUUGCUUAAUCUGCCAGUGCACCUGCUUAAAAAUUUGAGACCUUUGUUUUCGCAAGAAGUUCUACUUUCUUCGUGGAACACUUAUCGCACAAUUUUUGGUAAGUCCUUGGAUCAACAUUGUUUAAAUGGACCAUUAGGAUAUCAUUCUUGUUAGAAUUGUUGUCAAUCUAGGAUUAGUACGAAGGAAUAUGGAAAUCUAGUGCACCAGGAGCUCUCUCGGAUUAAAUUUUGGAACUUAGCUUCAAAAUGUUACAGAACACUUCAACAAGAAUUUUAUCAUUGAAAAUCAAUGUAUUCUUCUACAUAUUUCCUUGUUCAGUCUCCGCCAUUGCAGGUGUUCAUUAAAUUGCUGGUUUCAACAACACAUUGCUGACCUUGCAAUGAAGAUAAGUGUAUACACUGCGCCUUCAUGAUCUGGUUGGACUUUUGCAAUUGCUACACUUACAGUAGGCAUUUAUGGGUUUCACUUCACAACUAGAAGGUUGGAAUCUGCAUGACGUUCAUCUCUCCUCUAUGGCUUUACAAAAACUAGACCUGGAGUUGCUCAAAAUAGAUGUUGGACCUGACACUUUUUAGAUAAGGGAACUGCUAGUUCUGGAACUCAAAAAAGCAUAGGAAGCUUGAUAGGCAAUAGGACUUUUACAUUUAUAUAUUUGCUAGUAGGAUAUUUGUUUGUUUUUUAUGAAGUUUUUGUGUAAACAAUGACGUGUUUCAUAAGAUGUAGUGUGUAUUUAUAUUCAUAUAUGUAUAA